UGCCUUUAUUUACUCUAUGGCCUCAAGCUUCUAUGUUCGAUCCAUGGUUCGAUCUUCGAUCAUAUAAUUAAACUCGAAGGCAUAGAGUAAAGCCAUCAAGCGAUUUUGUUUCUGAUUUUUUAACUUUUGGGUUGGUUACAAAAUUUCUGGUAGUGCAUUGAAAUUAGGUUAAAGCAGCGUAUUUUGAAGUUGUCUGUAAUGUGUCUAAUGUGAUUAAAGAGUGCUCCUGGAACAUAAAAAUUGAUGAUAAGUGCAGACGAAUCAGAUGAGGAGAUCACGGUGCCUUGGCCGCCACAACCGCGACGCCCCCUCAGGCCGGCCAUGAGCAGCAGCGCUUCGCCCCACGGGUACAACCUGCGACGCAGCAGCAGACGCAGCUCCGAGAGCGGGGUCCCGGCGGAAGACGCGGCCGACGACGAUGCCCGCAGCCAGUCGGAUCUCGAUGAUUCGGAGGACGAGUCUCGGGGUCUGCAACGAGGCGAGACAGCCCGAAGGAACUCGGGUCGCUUCUCCGGCCGCCGACCUGAGAAAGAGACGCCUGGGAAGAAGGGCGACUGCAAUGACGGAGGGGCUGGCACGACGUCCAGCGACGUAGGUUUACUUGCAGUGGCGGUGGGGAUCUUUAUUGCCGUGUGUUUUGGUUUAGGCCUAUACGUUUCAAACACAGGAGAUGACGGUGAUGUCACAAAUCUUCCAGGGAUCCACACGCAUCUCGAGGAUAAUGUUUUCGAAAAGUAUCUGAAGGAUCAGAUAAGGGCCGUCAAGAAACACUAUCCGACCCAGAGAAAAGACCUAUGGCCGGAGCUCCUCGCGGGAAUCAAGAGAGUGGCGCGGGUGGUACCGCCGCAGCCCACGACGUUCCUCUUGCUGCACACCGGCGAGGCCGAGGACACGCUGCGGUGCCUGGCCCGGGAGGUCGCGAGAGCGGCCACCGGCUUCCUCAACGCUUCGCAGUUCGUCGCGGUGGACGGCGAGCGGCUGAGGGAGAUCCACGAGCGCAACCUGAGGGCCUCCAAAGAGCCGGAAGACAACGGCUGGUUCGUGGAGAUGUACCGCCCAUUGGUGGAGCGCGACCGCGCCAUGAUCCUGUACGACCUGGAGAAGGUGCCGGGGAUGGUGGCCCAGGCCCUCCACUCCUUCUGCGACGAGGUCUCGCCGUUGGUGGGCCAGGCAGUGUACUUGUUCACGCUCAGGGUUCCGGAGUACUCCUCGCUCCGGGCCGUGAGAGUCGCGGAGGACCUGCUGAAUGACCUGUGGAGCGGCGAGCUGAGCGACGACGUUCGAGCGCCUCUGCUCACGCGAAUCACGGGAGGGGCGGUGUACGUGCUCCCCGAACCGGAGCUGCCCCGGUCCUGCUCUUGAUCCGUGAAUUUUUCCGGUCUCUACUAAUGAGCCAAAAAAAAAUAUCAUGUCCAUUGUCUAGGAGGCAGGGCAAUUUCGGAAACUGUCAUAGAAACAGGUGAUGCGAUGUUCCAAGCAUGUGUGAGUUUAUACUGCGUCCACAAUUGGACCACGUGUUGUUCAGACACGCGGCGUGUCUCCCGUCAGGGCCGCUGGCUUCUGCCGUAAGUGCCUGGAUGCAGGCCAAGUCUCAAAACCAAUCAUAUAAAAUUCUUUAGUUUCGCUUUGGUUAUUGGCUCCUCGCCUGUACAAAAAAAAAACUAUUUUCGUAUUUGAUUGGGUCGUCAUGACAAAUUAUGUUUGUGUUUGACAAGUGUUUUGAGAAAAAAAAAUUAACAAAUUAUUUUUUCUCCAAAAAUAUCUGGUAUUCUAAUUGGCGAGUACAAAAUUGAUUGAUGUAAUAUUUCUCUUUUAAGAUUUGGACUGUACCAAUUUCAUUUUACGCUCGUGCUUUGAUUUUAUCGACAAAUUAUUUUCCUUGUAAAUUCUUUAAAACUACUGUUUAAAUAUAUAUGGAUAUGUGUAAAAAGGAUAUGUGUAAAAGUUAUGCUACCAGGGUUUUUGUAUUUUCAGUAUUUAUAAUUUACAUCAGUUCCAAGCAUUACAAUAUUUGUUCUACAGCAGGGUAAUGUAAGGACAUGUUAUUUCUUAUAUACAAUCAGUACAAACAGUGAAAAGUCUUUAAAAAAAAAAACACAGUAAAAUCAAUCAAAAAUCAAGUUACAAUAGAUUUAAUCAACAUAAGUACCAAAGUGCCUUAUAAAAUGCUAUUAAAGUAUUUUGAAGUAAUUCUCUAAAUUGAUGAUCAAGCACCCAAGUGUAUUGUACUGUGUGUCCACACAAAUCUUUAGAAAAAUUUUCCCGACUCUCCAUGACCAAAAUUACAAAUUUCACUGAUGAAUAUCUUUCAAAUAUUUUACCUAUUUUGCAAUUUUCUGAAAGAAAAAAAGAUAAUACAGCCUCCAGCAUCUCUAUAGCUGUAGGAGUUAAGGCAGAACUAUGGAUAUGCCAUUUUACAGUGUGUGUGACUAUACACUAAAACACCAUCUGGAAGAAGAAAAAAAUGUCCCCAAAGUCUUUGUGAAGGCAGAUUGGAUCAUGACAUUUCCCUUCAAAUUACUAUAACUGAGGAAUUUCUAUGACUUACCAGGUUUUAAAGGACGUUCCUGUAGUAGCAAUUCCGUUACCCCUUCUCAAAACAAAGUACACAGUUGAGUAACCGUACAAUUUGAACCCACUGCCCACGAAUACUAAUUUCCUUCUUCCCUUUUAGUAACGAAACAGCAUGUACAAACAUUGAAAAUUAUGUUUUUUUUUUUUGUUGAAAAUUUUAUUCUAAGAUGUAUGCUGUCAGCUGUUUCUGAUAUUAUCAACUUGUCUGCCCUUAUUCUUAAGUAUUUUAUAGUACUCUAAGUGUUGUAAGGUUUUGAUAUGUUGUAAAUAUAAAGAUAAAAAAAAAUUUUUGUGCUGAGCUUUGUGAAGUUUAAAAUUUUAAGCAAAUUUUUUUGGUGUGUGUGUGUUUAUGAUGGUUGUGCUAAACCAGUAUUUGUAGUUAGUAUGUAAGAAGUAUUCAAUUAUAAAGAGUCAGUACUUAAUAAAUAUUUAUUAAAACUAUAUAUUUAACAGUUCUGUAACAAAUCAGGAUUUUAAGUUUGUUCUUUUUCUUAAGCUACAAUGUAUUUCCUAAAACAAUUUGGAAACAAAAAAAAGAGCAUAGUUUGAGAGCCGGCAAAUUUUUUGUUGAGUAAAAAAAAGUUGGAAAUAAAGGUGAAUAAAAAACAUAAUCUAUAAUAAUUAAAAAAUGUUUUCUUUUUACUCAGUUUUAGUGAGUUGAUGUGGCAUGUUUGUAUAGAGGCCGCCAAAUAUAAGGUACAAUUGUAUGCAUUAAGAAUAAAGGAUUUGAAAAAUAAAA
Bacillus rossius redtenbacheri is the source of this 3313-nucleotide messenger RNA. RefSeq lists its product as uncharacterized. The record is from RefSeq and is a predicted model, not a curated record. Gene Ontology annotation, cellular component: membrane. Gene Ontology annotation, molecular function: ATPase activator activity. Gene Ontology annotation, biological process: membrane organization. The coding region runs from base 244 to 1362 and encodes 372 amino acids. Lineage: Eukaryota; Metazoa; Arthropoda; Insecta; Phasmatodea; Bacillidae. The transcript has 3 exons.